Messenger RNA from Hipposideros armiger (great roundleaf bat), 1228 nucleotides. RefSeq names its product cell death inducing DFFA like effector b (gene CIDEB). Gene Ontology annotation, biological process: regulation of apoptotic process; apoptotic process. The coding region runs from base 133 to 792 and encodes 219 amino acids. NCBI's taxonomy places the organism in Eukaryota, Metazoa, Chordata, Mammalia, Chiroptera, Hipposideridae. The transcript is spliced from 5 exons. The record is from RefSeq and is a predicted model, not a curated record.
GAGUCCGGGCUUGACUCAUCCCCUACCUCACUUGGGCUGAGGUCCCAGUUCUGUAACAGAAAACAUCACCACUUCAGACCAGCACAGCUGAGAAGCACCCAGCCUAGAAGUCUCCUGCCCUGGCCCUCCACCAUGGAGUACCUCUCUGCCCUGAACCCCAGCGGUCUGCUCAGGUCAGUAUCCAAUGUGAGCUCUGAGCUUGGCCGUAGGGUCUGGACCUCAGCGCCACCACCCCAGCGACCUUUCCGUGUCUGUGAUCACAAGCGGACCACCCGGAAAGGCCUGACAGCUGCCACCCGCCAGGAACUGCUAGACAAGGCACUGGAGACCCUGAUGCUAAGUGGAGUGCUGACCCUGGUGCUAGAGGAGGAUGGGACCGCCGUGGAGAGUGAGGACUUCUUCCAGCUGUUGGAGGAUGACACGAGCCUGAUGGUGCUGGAGUCCGGGCAGAGCUGGAGUUCCAGCAGGAGUGGGGUGCUGUCAUAUGGCCUGGGCCGGGAGAAGCCCAAGCACAGCAAGGACAUCGCCCGCAUCACCUUUGACGUGUACAAGCAAAACCCUAGAGACCUCUUUGGGAGCCUGAACAUCAAAGCCACAUUCUACGGGUUGUACUCCAUGAGUUGUGACAUUCAAGGACUCGGCCCAAAGAAAGUACUCAGGGAGUUCCUCCGAUGGACCUCCACACUGCUGCAAGGCCUGGGCCAUAUGUUGCUAGGAAUUUCCACCACCCUUCGCCAUGUGGUGGAAGGCGCUGGGCAGUGGAAGCAGCAGGGUCGCCUUCAUCCCUACUGAGAAGAGCUCUGAGCUUCUGCCCCUAGACUCAUUCCAAGAGAUGGCUGUAAGGACUGUGACAGCAUCAGGUUUGGGGACCUGCAGACAGUGUACACUAGAUAAUUAAUUCACCUGGUUUCCCCACUGUCCUCUAACCUCAUCAGCUAAUGCCUUAUACCCCUAGCCUAUACCCAUUCCUGAAGAAUGCUGUCCCCUCCUAACCAUCUUUCCAGCCUCCCACCUACCCUGAAAGGCCACACGCCUGUCCCAGGCAUCUUGAUCCCACCCUGAUUGCCGCUACAUCUAGAUGUCCUUACAAUUCUUCCCGAUCCCGAGCUCCCAGUGCACUGAAGUUGGCCCUCUUGGUCUUUACCUUAAGAUCUCGAUGUCUUCAUACCCUUGCCCCCAAGAAUAACAAAGACAUUUCCAAUAAAAAUAUAAAAAUGUUUACCAAUAA